CUCGAUCCUCCUUGUGUUCACAAACAACACAUCUCCCCUUUCUCUCUCUCUCUCUCUCUCUCCCACCCCACCACUUGUGUGUUCUCAUCCACAUCCCUAAUUCUCUCCCCGCUAGCUUGCUUGUUGUUUGAGCAUUACUAACAUUUCUUGAAUCUAGCUGAAGAGAUAGUUUUUAUGUAGUAAAAUCGAUCAAACCUAUAAGACAACAACAAUAUUCUUGAAAAGAUCAUCAAUCAGCUUGUCAUACAUAUGAUGGCAUCGCCCUCGGAGCUAACCCUUGACUGCAAACCCCACACCUACUCCAUGCUUCUCAAGUCCUUUGGAGAUCAUCAUCUUCAUCCCCAUCACCAAAACGAUCAAACCCUGCAAAAGCUUGAAGACUUUCUCUCUCGCCUCGAAGAAGAACGCCUCAAGAUCGAUGCGUUUAAACGCGAACUCCCCCUUUGCAUGCAACUCCUCACCAAUGCCAUGGAGGCUUCAAAGCAACAGCUACAAUCAUUCAGGGCAAACAAUAAUAACCAUGGGGCGGCGAGGCCUGUUCUUGAAGAAUUCAUUCCUCUCAAGAAUUCCAGCUCGCUGGAAGGGACGACGGAUCAGAAGGCGGCGGCUAACGCCACCGGGGACAAGGCGAAUUGGAUGACCACCGCCCAGCUAUGGAGCCAAGGAAAUAAUAAUAAUAAUAAUAAUGAAUCUUCCAUGCAGCAAAAGAUUCCCAGUAAGGAAACUGAGAUAGGGUUUUCUGUCAGCCCAAAUCCGCAGAUGAACAAUAAUGGCGGAGCUUUUCUUCCGUUUUCGAAAGAUCAUCGGAGCGGUUCUUGCCCUAGCCCGACGCUGGCCCUAGCUUCCCCGGACGGCAAAGAAUUGGAAGAGAAGAAGAGUUUGGAGAUUAAUGUGAAUCUUGGCAAGUGCAGUAAUAAUGGACCUGCAACAACUGAGCUAGGAAAAUCCGGUGACUGUGGUGGCGGCGGCGGCGGUGGCGCUACUCUUCCGCCGCCGCAGGAUUCUCAGACGGCGGCCGCAACCGCCACACAACCUCAUAGAAAGGCUAGAAGAUGCUGGUCGCCGGACUUGCACAGACGCUUUGUUAAUGCUCUUCAAAUGUUGGGAGGUUCUCAAGUUGCAACGCCAAAACAAAUCAGAGAACUCAUGAAGGUUGAUGGUUUGACCAAUGAUGAAGUUAAAAGCCAUCUACAGAAAUACAGGCUGCACACAAGAAGGCCAGGGCCUACCCCACAAGCGGCUGCCGCGGCAGCGCCGCAGCUGGUGGUUCUAGGUGGCAUAUGGGUCCCGCCGGAGUACGCAACCGCAGCCGCCGCCGCGCACGGUGGUGCAGCAGCAGCAGCAGCCGCCACGCUCUACGGCGCACAUCCGACCACUACCCACGCUCAUCACCCAGCUCCCCAGCACUUCUCGGUGGGUCACGAGUUCUACGCCGCGCCGACACCCCCGCCACCUCAACACCUCCCUCUCCACCACCAUGCCGGCCACCCCCUCCACCACCAGUUCCACAUGUAUAAGCCACCGCCACACGCCCAAACCUCCCCAGAGUCCGACGGCCGGGGCACCGGCGACCGGUCGGAGAGCAUUGAGGACGGAAAAUCGGAGAGCGGCAGCUGGAGAGCGGAUAGCGGCGGAGAGGGAAGAGCACUGGCGGCGUUAAGGGAAGAUGGGGAAGUGAGUAAUGGAAGUGAUAUCACUCUCAAGUUCUAACAUUCCCAAGCUUAAUUAACGUUUAAUCAUGGGAUUAAUAAUUAAUUUGAUUAAUUAAGAUUUAAGACUAGGUUUUUGUUUUUGAUAUAAACCACGAGAUGUUCUGGGUCUUUUUCCAUUCGGUUUACUGUUCGAGUCUAGUUCCAGUUAACGUACUCCAAAAGACAUGAACUAGCCCAAGAGAAAUUGUCACUUAGAGUAUCGAAUCCAGAUCAUCUCUAGAAUUGUCCUCACAAAGCAAUUACUUUGGUACUUGAGUUACCCUUUGAGUUAAAUUUAAGACUAGGUUUAGUACUUUAGUUCUAAUGGUAAAAAGUUUAAUUUCCUGUUCUAUAUAACUAUAUGUAGAGAGAGGGGUAAAAAGGUAGGGCUUAAUGGAAAACAGAGUUUGUAAUUUUUUUUUUUUGUUUUUUUUUUUUGGUAUGUACUAAAGUACUAUUUGAUAAAAUUGAAGAUUGGAUUUUUGUGAGCUUUCUUGACAA
Messenger RNA from Ipomoea nil (Japanese morning glory), 2192 nucleotides. Its product is annotated as myb family transcription factor EFM-like. The transcript is spliced from 4 exons. Bases 250 to 1710 code for a protein of 486 amino acids. NCBI's taxonomy places the organism in Eukaryota, Viridiplantae, Streptophyta, Magnoliopsida, Solanales, Convolvulaceae. Gene Ontology annotation, molecular function: DNA binding; DNA-binding transcription factor activity. The record is from RefSeq and is a predicted model, not a curated record. Gene Ontology annotation, biological process: regulation of DNA-templated transcription.